AUGAUGUCGAAACCGGCUGUGCUGCCAAUACAGCUGACUCCUUCACAAGUGAGGCCUGUGGCUUAUAGAAUACUAUCAAAAAAGCAUGGACUUAAUCUGAAAUCAUCAGGUUUAGACGUUCUGACCGAGUUUCUGGGCCAUACGUUCGGGGUUGACUGGCGUGGAUCAAAAGCUGAAAAGUUCCUGGAUGAGAUUUCUCGACGUUGGAAAGAUGAAGAUAGAGGUUUAUUUAUAGAAGGUGCUCCCUUGAAAGAGAUCAUUCGUGACAUUGUCAAUUCUAUCAAGGCAGCUGAAGAUGUUAGUAAAGACUCGUCACCCGCUCUCGCAGAUAGAACGCAAACUUUGGCGGAUACGGGAGUUAGAGAUAAACCUUCUAGCCAGUAUUGGAAAGACUAUUUUCAAGUGGUUAAUGCACAAAGUCAACCAUUUUAUUCAUAUGACCCUAUAAAGAAAAACUUCGAUGCCCCAAAAGCCAAACCAACUCUGUUAGCCCCUGCCAAAGACCAGGCAUCUGUGUUCACUUUAAGGUACAAUCUCAUCUAUAAUAGAAUCCUCCGUAAUGAAGCAUUCCAAACACCAUCAUUUGGUGCCAGUAUGAAUAAUACAGUGAGCAUGGCAGGAUCAAAGUUUUAUUCUAUCACCUUCAUUCACAACAUGUUAGGACGAAAUAAUAGCCAAUUCUUAUUAUUUGGAUUCAUCUUCAAAGGACCAGAUGGUGAAUUAUGGAUACAAGAUCUAUCAGGAAAGGUGCAGCUGGAUAUAUCACAAACAGUUCCUGCAGACGGAUUAUAUUACACUCCAGGACAGUUUGUGCUGUGUGAUGGAGUGUAUUUUAAUGAGAAGUUCUUGGUAGGAUCAUUAGGCCCACCUCCUGCUGAAAGACGAGAAGCAACUAAAGUAGCAUAUGGAAAUAUCGACUUUUUGGGUGUUCAUACUGCGCUGCAAAAUGGAGGUAUAGUACGACGUGUGGAGCGAAUAGACAACACACUAGAAAAGCAACUUCUUCUCCAAGAAAGACAACACCUGAAUCAUAAAAUCGUGAUCCUGGGAAUGGAUAUAUUUUUGGAUCAGCUGAAAUAUAUAGACGCAUUACGGAAACUAUUCAACCAGUUACAGCAGGAAGUAGAUGCACUAGAACGGGCACAAUUACCAAUUUCGAUAAUCUUUCCAGGAAGUUUCAAAUCGAGCCCCUUCCAAGCUAAUGGAAACUCGACAAAUUACAAAGAAUCGUUUGACUUUCUUGCCCAACUAUUAAGAGAACAUCCGAAGAUUGCUGUCGAAUGUAAACUUGUAUUUGUACCAGGGGAUAAUGACGCCUGGGCAUCGACAUUCUCAUCUGGAGCUACUCCACUGUUUCCUUUACAGCCUCUACCGAGUUUAUUUACCAACAGAAUCAAACGUAUAUCGCCAGAUGCAUCUUUCGCCAGUAAUCCCUGUCGCAUGACAUAUCUCUCUCAAGAGAUAGUUAUUAUGCGAGACGAGCUCGGAUCGAGGUUCCGUCGUAACUCCAUCCUGUUCCCCAAUCAGACGCAUGAAAACGGUGCUACAAACGGGUCUUCGCAAAAUGGUGCUAUGGAUAUUGAUAUAAAACAGGACCCAGACAUGGAUCUUUUCCAACAUGAAGAAGAUUCAGAUUCAGAGGAAGCAUUGUCUCAACAGCGAGCUCUCGAUAGACUGAUUAACGAUUCGUCUAAAGUAAUCAAACCCACAACCAAAGCAUACAUUCCCCCAGAUACAGCCGAAGCCAGACAAGUUGUGAAAACAAUACUUGACCAGGGUCACCUAUCACCAUUCCCGCUCUCUCUGCGGCCCGUAUCCUGGAACUACGACCACUCGCUCUCACUCACACCACUGCCUUCCGUCAUGAUCCUCGCGGACUCCUCGACACCGCCAUUCAGAGCCACAUACGAGGGAUGCCACGUCGUCAACCCCGGACCGUUUAUCCAAGGCAACAAAAUCUGCUGGAUCGAAUACACACCCAGCACCGGCAUGUCCGAGCAGAAGUUCCUGUAUAUUUAA
This is a messenger RNA of Sugiyamaella lignohabitans, 2019 nucleotides long. RefSeq names its product Dpb2p (gene DPB2). Gene Ontology annotation, biological process: DNA-templated DNA replication; error-prone translesion synthesis. Gene Ontology annotation, cellular component: epsilon DNA polymerase complex. Gene Ontology annotation, molecular function: DNA binding. NCBI's taxonomy places the organism in Eukaryota, Fungi, Ascomycota, Dipodascomycetes, Dipodascales, Trichomonascaceae. The coding region runs from base 1 to 2019 and encodes 672 amino acids. The record is from RefSeq and is a predicted model, not a curated record. The transcript has a single exon.